Lottia gigantea (owl limpet) is the source of this 288-nucleotide messenger RNA. RefSeq lists its product as hypothetical. NCBI's taxonomy places the organism in Eukaryota, Metazoa, Mollusca, Gastropoda, Lottiidae. The transcript has a single exon. The record is from RefSeq and is a predicted model, not a curated record. The annotation marks the transcript as partial.
UGUAUAAUUUUUUUUGUAAUAUACAGAAUAUUUACAAUAAACAGAAUAUUUACAAUAUACAGAAUAUUUACGAUAUACAGAAUCUUUUACAAUAUACAUAAUGUUUACAAUAAACAGACUAUUUACAAUAUACAGAAUGUUUACAAUAAACAGACUAUUUACAAUAUACAGACUAUUUACAAUAUACAGAACGUUUACAAUAUACGGAAUAUUUACAAUAUACAGGAUAUUUACAAUAAACAGACUAUUUACAAUAUACAGACUAUUUACAAUAUACAGAGUGUUUAC